UAGAAAGUGGAUGUUACCAGCAGGGCAGUUAUGGAAAUAAUGGCAAAGACAAUAGAGUAUCUUCAGCCCAAUCCAGCUUCCAGAGCUAAACUCAGCAUGAUCAACACUAUGUCAAAAAUACGAGGCCAGGAAAAGGGACCAGGUUACCCUCAGGCUGAAGCCUUGCUGGCAGAUGCCAUGCUGAAAUUUGGGCGAGAACUUGGAGAAGAAUGCAACUUUGGACCAGCACUUGCAGAUGUGGGAGAAGCUAUGAAGGAGCUUUCUGAGGUCAAGGACUCUUUAGACAUGGAAGUGAAACAAAACUUCAUUGACCCACUUCAGAACCUCCAUGACAAAGAUCUGAGAGAAAUACAGCACCACCUAAAGAAAAUGGAAGGUCGACGCCUGGAUUUUGAUUACAAAAAGAAAAGACAGGGCAAGCUGCCAGAUGAAGAACUUCGCCAAGCUCUGGAGAAAUUUGAUGAAUCUAAAGAAAUUGCAGAGUCAAGCAUGUUCAACCUUCUGGAGAUGGAUAUUGAACAAGUGAGCCAGCUUUCUGCUCUUGUACAAGCCCAGCUGGAGUACCACAAGCAGGCCAUGCAGAUCCUACAGCGAGUUACUUCUAAGCUGGAAGACAGAAUAAAAGAGGCAUCAUCUCAGCCCAGGAGAGAAUACCAGCCCAAACCCCGUAUGAGCCUGGAUUUCACAACUGGUGACAAUACUCAGCACAAUGGAGGAAUAUCCCAUGCCACCACACCCAAACCGUCAGGUGUUCACAUGGAUCAGCCAUGCUGCCGAGCUCUGUAUGACUUCGAACCAGAAAAUGAAGGGGAGCUGGGAUUUAAAGAGGGUGAUGUCAUUACCCUCACUAACCAGAUUGAUGAAAACUGGUAUGAGGGGAUGCUUCACGGCCAGUCAGGUUUCUUCCCCAUCAAUUAUGUUGAUAUUCUAGUUCCAUUACCCAAUUAG
Molecule: messenger RNA, 948 nt
Organism: Antrostomus carolinensis (chuck-will's-widow)
Lineage: Eukaryota; Metazoa; Chordata; Aves; Caprimulgiformes; Caprimulgidae
Gene: SH3GL2
Product: SH3 domain containing GRB2 like 2, endophilin A1
Exons: 7
Coding region: 31-948 (305 amino acids)
Biological process (GO): synaptic vesicle uncoating
Cellular component (GO): cytoplasm; glutamatergic synapse; presynapse
Molecular function (GO): protein binding
Source: RefSeq, a predicted model, not a curated record